This is a messenger RNA of Anopheles cruzii, 3242 nucleotides long. RefSeq names its product BLOC-2 complex member HPS5 homolog (gene pink). The record is from RefSeq and is a predicted model, not a curated record. Gene Ontology annotation, cellular component: cytoplasm. Gene Ontology annotation, biological process: developmental pigmentation. Gene Ontology annotation, molecular function: protein binding. Lineage: Eukaryota; Metazoa; Arthropoda; Insecta; Diptera; Culicidae. The coding region runs from base 328 to 2907 and encodes 859 amino acids. The transcript is spliced from 4 exons.
GGUUUAAUGUUGCAGUUAAUAGUUGCCGAUUGUUGAAACUACACAUUUUGUUUGCCAUCACUUGGUGAAUGUGUAUCCGUUUGUAAAUUUGUUUGCAGUCACCCUAUGUAUGGAAAGCAAAUUAAGUCUCGUUGCGUAUAGAAACCACGGCACACAAGAUGAUGGAACGCGAAAUACAGUCUUCCAGGGAUGAUCCAUUAAUGUAGGUUGUUGAAGGUAACGCUCCACGAUCAUGAAGUUGAACCGAAACGGCCUUCGCUGUUAUCAGAAGAUUGCUAAAACGUACGAGUCGUCGCUACGGUUUGAGGCGUAAAGCAGCCAACUACGAUGGAUGCAACGAAUAAGCAAUACGCCCUGCGAGACAGGGCUGAACUCUCCGUUGCCGUUAAUCAACCUCUGCGUGAUAAUAAACGCAUAAAGUUCACCUGUUUCGACUGCUCUCCUAAGUAUCUUGUCUUUGGGGCCAACUCGGGAAGCCUGUACUUAUACGAACGGUCGACCACUACCUUCCUGGCCCUCGUUCCCAGCCAGCUAGGCGUGAUCGGGAAAGUUUCCAUUUCGCACAAUGAAAAACAGAUCGCCAUCGGCAACCAGGCCGGCUCAAUCGGAGUACUGCUAGAGUUGGAACCGCCCAACGUGCGGGAAAUCCUGAGCACGGACCUAACGCCGACCGGUGACCGGGACUUUCCUGCGUCGGCUUUCGUGACGAGCUUUUGUUGGACGGAGGACGACAAAGAGCUGUACUGCGGCGACUCCAGGGGAAUCGUCUCAUUAAUACAGUUCUCGCUGUUUAUGGGUCGCAAUAUACUCAACAUCAGCCUACAUCCUGUGCUAUUGCUCGAAACUCGUAUUGUACAAAUUGAUCGCUACAAAGAUUUACUACUCGUGUCCACGCUCUCAAAGUGUGUGCUUUGCAAUACGGCCCGCGAGGAAUUCAAGCAAAUUGGCAAUCGCCCAAGGGACGGCCAGUACGGGGCGUCGUUCGUAAUCGCUCAACCGAACAGCACUGCCACAACACCGUCGCCGCCGCUUAUGAUCGUCGACGAGGAAGAUGUUCGCAUUUUCUGUUCCCGACCGGGAAGCCGUCUUUGGGAGGCCGAUCUCGAGGGGAACGUAAUUCGCACGCACCAGUUCAAACGGCGGCCCGGCGAUCACCAGCUCAAGCGCUUACAGGAAACUGAUCUUGAUCUACCACCCGGCGUGGAUAGCACAAUGAUGGUUGUUCCGUUUCAAGUGCUGUACUCCAUUCGCCGCCAGCUGCUACUGGUACAUGAUCGCACCCAGUUGCUCAUAAUCGAUCCGCUGCACUCCAAGAUCGUCCUGCGUACAGACGAAUUUUCCGACAUCACGCACGUGGCAGUGGUCCACGAAUGGAUCUAUCUGCUCACGGGAGCCAAUCGGCUUUUUCAAGUACGCGUUGAGAUUGCGGGAGACGACGAUGAUGCGUCACCAGUGCUGGCAGAUGAUGACAGUAUUUCGCAUGAGUCAUCACCUCAACCGACAUUGAACCACCGGGUGGAAAAGCAGCCAAAGCAACAGGGCGUCUAUAUACUGGAGAGUAUGCUCAACAACAACGGUAAACAGAUGAAUGGGAAGGAAUCCCCUUUGUUGCUUUCUACCGAGGCGACCAUUAAGGAGGCCCUGGUGUCGGUGGUGCGGGGUAAAUAUGGCCGCAACAUUAAGCAAAUGUUUAUGGGAUACGAGCAGCAGGCUCAACGGAAUACGCUCAACGUUCCGGAGCGUCCGAAAACGUUGCAUUUAACAAAAAUCUACGAACCCAGUCGCAACAAUACCGGGUACAGCAAUGGAGCCCAUGCUUUACUGGCCGAACUGGGCAUCGAAGCCGACGAUGGAGGGUGCGACACUCCAACUGGUAAGAUAACCCCCGACGAGGAACUGGUACGCACGCGCACCGCCAGCAAGACGACGUCCGCAGCGAACGGCGCAACACCGACGAUGGGUGGAAAGAAAAAGUUUUCAACCUCGCUACUCGAAGGGUACGAAACGACGGAAGACGAUGCGACGGUGAGAAACCUUUAUCUCAUCUACCGAUCGUCGAUCAUUAGUAAUCUGAACUUUGCCGAUCGUUACGCCAAAAUAUUCGACGACUAUGGUACGGAAACGAUCGUGCGUUUGCUGCGCAAACUUGAGAAGUUGAUGGCCGAAAACGAGGAACCAGACGCACGGCUCAAGUGUACGCGCAUAUAUUUUGACUAUCUGAAACCGGAGCUGCUCUGGGAGAUCGAUCUCGAUUCGCGACAGUUCAUCAAGGAAGGAUUUAUCGUGUGUAACACGAUGGACGAGGAGACCUGCACAAUUUUAAAUCGCCUAGAAUGCUGUAACGCAUGUGGGUUUUACUUGCGUGCAACCAGCACGUGCCAUUACCGCGAGAUCGGAAUAAGCCUAAUGCGGUACUUUUGGUCGCGCAAGGAGUACGAAGAGUGUUUCGAGCUGGUGAAGCAAGUACCGCAUCUGUGGCGCACCGUGACACGCUACUACAUCCAGGACCGACGCCGGGAUAAAGUGGUCGCUUGCGUGUGGAACCUCGCCGAUCGCGAACUGUUUGAGCGAGCCGCAGGAGAAAUGUUCGAAGGGCGCCAUUGGAAGGAGCUGUUCGAGCUUGUGCUUGCCUUCUAUCAGCACAAUGAACUGGUCUGCCUGAACUGCGGCAAACGGUGCAGCGUUACCGGGCAGCCCCCCAAUAACGACAAUAGUGCAAUAAACGACGAUCGACGGGCGCACGAAGAAUUCAGCUUCCGCCAGUGGAACUAUCUGCUGGAGAUUGCCCUUGAACACCUGGAACCGGUGGAAUUGUUGCAAUUGCUCAGUAACUAUACCAAACACAUUCCCAGCGGUGCAAUAAGUACCAGUUUCUACGUUCGCUGUCUGUUGCUGCAGGCCAAGUAAGAGGUUCCCAUCGGCCUACAAAACGUGCUAUAAACGCUUGCGAAAGGGGAAGUGUCUUGAGAUGUGGACCGUAACACCACCCCCGGCAUAUUGUACGCUUAGCGCUGGCGUUAUUCGUACAUUCGAAGGUAACGAAAAGAAAAUUCUGCCGCUUUCUAGCGCCGGAUCGGCCGGCCGCUUGCCCAUUAACGUUCGUUCGAUGUUAGAAUGCUGCACUGCUUCUGUCGAUGGUAACACCGGACGGCCGGAACCAGUUACUACACACGCUAGGCCAAGAGUCAUUACCGCAAAAGAUGGCAACCGCAAAUACUGUAUUGAAAGUGAAGGCGAACUCA